Messenger RNA from Aspergillus eucalypticola CBS 122712, 1932 nucleotides. RefSeq lists its product as uncharacterized. The coding region runs from base 280 to 1932 and encodes 550 amino acids. The transcript is spliced from 6 exons. NCBI's taxonomy places the organism in Eukaryota, Fungi, Ascomycota, Eurotiomycetes, Eurotiales, Aspergillaceae. The record is from RefSeq and is a predicted model, not a curated record.
GGAAUUAGUAUAUAGGAGAGUCAACCAGUCCAUGCAGUUCGGCUAAAAGACCGAAGUCAACAAACAAAACUUGCGAUAAACCCGAACCCCACAGAGGGGGAGAGGGGGAAAAUAACUCGCACCAAUAAUGGUCGUCGAUGGGGUUGUGUUGUAUUUAUUUUCCCCCGCAGAUGGAAAGCGAUGAUGUAGACGGAUAAAACACUGGCAUUCCCUGUUCCCGCUGUUUGUGCGUACUUUGUGAGGAUUAACUCGGAUUUUCUGGUUCUGUUUCUAGACAAAAUGUCGCGGUAUCUGAGAGCAGUCGUGCUCGCACUCGUCGGAUCUACUACCCUGGCGGUAUCAGCCAGUACUAGCAAUAAUAAUGGCUGGUGCCAGUCAUCCUGGCCCACAAAUACAUGCCACCUAUUCACAGAGUCAAUGGAUUACCUCGAUCGGAUAUAUGAUGCUUCGGCGGGAUAUGUCUAUGAUCCGAGUGCUGCGACGGCGCUGCGACACGAUACCAGGACGUCCGUGUGGUAUGCCGUGGGAUUGUUGGCUCGGGAUCAGGGCGAUGACGUAGCUCAGGCCAUGACUAUCAUUCGAAAUGUGAUAGAUGCGCAGUUCAAGGAUACAAGUGAUCAAUGGUGGGUGUACGGAGACUACCAGCAAUAUCCCGAAGAACCUACAGUAGGAACCCCAGCAUACCCGCCGAUCAUCUACGAUACCUGGGACCCCAACUGGAGAGAGUUCAUCGGCACAGCCUUUAUCAUAGCUCUCGAGGAAUUCCCGCAUCUGAUCGAUGCAGAUAUGACGCAACUGAUGCAUGCCUCGCUUUACAAUGACACUACCGGGGACAGUUAUCGGGUCGGUGGAGUGGAUGAUGAUAAUUUGUAUCCCUCGUAUACGAACCCGUCCUUAAUGCGUGCCAUCAUCACAGGCUGGACGGGACGCAAACUUGGAGACCAGAAUAUGACAAAUUCCGGCGAGACGUACGCAAAGGAGAUCAUCCAGCUGUUCGAUCGCGCAGACACGCUUUCGGAAUUCAACAGUGCCACGUACACGGGCGUUUCCCUGAUUGCGUUGACCAUGUGGGCCAAGUACGCUGCAGAGGACUCGGUCAUGAAGGGGAAAGGGAAGGAGAUGUUGCAGGAUACAUGGGACACCAUUGGGGAGUUGUAUCAUGCUGGGCUGAAGAACCUCGCAGGUCCUUGGGAUCGAGCUUAUGGGUUUGAUAUGCAAAAGUACUUUGGUAUCAUGUCGGGACAUAUUUGGUCGCUGGUCGGGAAAGAGACUUCUCCGGUUAUUGAUAAGGUGUAUAUGAUGUCUCAUAACUCCGACUUUUCCAUCUCGCCCCUGAUAGCUAUCCUGUCGAAUUUUCAUAACUCGCUUGUCCCGUCAUCGGCCGUUCAAGCCCUGAAGGCCUUCCCUGGUGAGCAUACGGUCAACACUUCCGCUUACUCUAUUCCAUAUGACUCCUUCCCGCGACAGGUGGCUGCGUGGCUGAGUGAAGGCAUCAGCAUUGGAGCAGAGACCUUCAAUGAGUCUGUUGUUGGUGGCCCGGCCAUUAAUCCAUCACAGUUUAACCCGGCUGUCAUUCAGUGGGAUACUGGGGCUGGAACAGGGUGGAUAACAUUGUAUGCGACGGAGCCGGCUCUGAAUGCCGAGGUUGGACCCGGGUAUCUGAACCUGACCUAUCCACGUGGAACGUCGGCCUCUCAGUUCCAGUUUCUGGUAUCUCCGUUUGAGACCCAAAGGAAUGUGGCCGGCUGGGAGGACAUUGUUGGCCUGGAUAUUACCGUGUCGGGCAAUAUGGACCCGAAUACCCUGAACAUCUCGUAUAGCUUGAGCGACCAAGUCAUCAAUGACUUUAGGUUUUGGAACUUCACUUAUUCCAUGCCGGCGAAUAGCACCGCCAUUCCGAAUGUCCUCCUGGAGGUGCAAUUGCAAACAUGA